GUUUGUGUAUAUUAGGAUAACAUAUUGUGUGAAACACACACCUGCUGCCCACAGAAACACAUCUACAAAUUGUAAGCAAUGAAGCUGAAUGUGCUGCUCUGUCCUUUUCUGCUGUUUUCUGUCUCUGUCCUUUCCCAGAAGGAUGAGACAACAUCUCAGUUUCUAAACACGUACAAGACGAGGACAUUGGGAGGCCCAAAAGCAGAAGCUCUUGCUGAACACACAGAGCCUGACUGUCAGAAGUAUGAAGGAGGAUUCUGCACCAAGCAGUAUGAUCCAGUAUGUGGGAGUGAUGGAAAAACCUAUGACACUGAGUGUGUUCUGUGCAAGAAGAACAGAGAAGAGAAGAAUAAUGUGAAGGUGGCACGCAAGGGACCAUGCACUUCCUAAAUGGCUAUGUUGCACUCAUGGCUGUUGAAAAGGUCACAUUAAUUCCUUGUACCUUGUCUUCUCAAUAAAGUUACAUACUACAGCA
Messenger RNA from Archocentrus centrarchus (flier cichlid), 475 nucleotides. RefSeq names its product serine protease inhibitor Kazal-type 2-like. The record is from RefSeq and is a predicted model, not a curated record. Gene Ontology annotation, molecular function: serine-type endopeptidase inhibitor activity; protein binding. The coding region runs from base 79 to 390 and encodes 103 amino acids. Lineage: Eukaryota; Metazoa; Chordata; Actinopteri; Cichliformes; Cichlidae. The transcript has 4 exons.